AGUUAACCUUCUUGAUAAACACUUGCUCGAGAAGUGAAAUAUGGGUAGUAAUAUCAGUGGUAUCGCUCUCAUAUGCAUUCUAUUCUUUGUUAUUAUUAAUUUAGACGUCACCCUCGCUACUCAAGAUCCUGGCAAGCAGCCGACCACAACAUGUACGACCUAUGUGAAUCGACCUUGUACACCUCAAUUCUGUGUUGAGAAUUGUCCAUACUACACCAAUGGUGCUCCGCCUAUAUCUGCACUUUGUGAACUACCCCACCAAUACCGCUGCAUUUGCACCUUUGAAUGUUAUGCUCCUCCGCCUCUUUCCCCAGAAAAUUCAUUUUCCUAUAAUAAUUAAGGCUGGAUCAUAAUUUAAAAAAAUUGAUACUAAUAAUGUAUUCUUUUUUUACCUGCAUAUAAUUACAUUUCACCUCUUACUCCUUUUUUGAAUAAUCCAAUUUUGAUUUCUUGGAAUUUAAAUCCCGCCUGCGCAUCAAAUGAGAUUGCACAAUAUUUGUUAGGCAACAGGCCGGGAGUUUGAAAGGUCAAGUAAAAGGGGAGAAUGCCAUUAGCAGGCUGGAAAAAGAUUAGAUUAUUACAAUUAAAAUUGCUAAAUACUAAUACACACAGUACUACGUAUAUAGUAAAUUUGUAAUAUAUAAAUGUAUGUUGUGUGCAAUCACUGGAAUAAAUAAAUUUGUUCUACUUACUAUUUUUUUUUUGGAUGAAAGUUCUACUUACUAUUAUUGGAAGGAUGCGAUGU
This is a messenger RNA of Cuscuta epithymum, 745 nucleotides long. NCBI's taxonomy places the organism in Eukaryota, Viridiplantae, Streptophyta, Magnoliopsida, Solanales, Convolvulaceae. The record is from the annotation of a GenBank genome assembly.